UAUAAACUUUGCACUGAGACAGGAUAUCAAAUAUCUUUUAUAGAUACGUGGAUAUAAACAAAAUAUACGUACCGAUAUAAUAUAUAAGAUUCUAAUACGAAUAACUGUCUUCCAUAUUAAAUUCGUCAAAAUGUGAAUUGAUUAGUGAUAUGUUUUACGAUCGUGAUAUGUUUCUUCGAAAAAUGUUUAAUCAUUCGAUAGAAUAAUUCGUUCGAUACAGCUAUAAUCUUUUAACGCUUUUUGGGAUUUACCUUGAUGUAUCUAUAAAUAUGGACGACGAAGAAUAUCUUCAACCUGUUUUAACUUCUCAAGAAGAAGAUAACUUUCAAAAAUUGGAUACCUUACCUAUCGUGUCGAUAUCAUUACUCUAUGGUGUAGCAUUAGAAAUAGUUGGAAUUGUAUUCAUCUCGGUAUGGCCCCAAGAAGAAAACAAAUGUGAUACUUAUUUCAUAUACUUAUAUCUUCACUGUUUAUAUUGGUUAAUAGUUAUGAUCACUGAUUAUGUUGUAAAAGCCAAACAUCAUACAUUAAGAAUUUGGGGAUAUCUUGAUUUUUAUCAAUCAACUUAUCAACAUAUAAGAACACCUCUUUUUAUAACAUCACUAUGGAAUACAUGCUAUUUGUUGUUAGCUGUAAUUUUACAUCAUACUCAUAAAAUGAAUUAUGAACAAUACUGCAGGGCAUCGGAAUGGUUAACACCUAUUAAUUAUAUUAUAUUCUUAACUACCAUAGAGUUUAUGGUAAUCGUUCCAGUUUAUGUGAAUUAUAUUAAAAGAGUUAUAAGAUUCAAUAGGUUACGCCCUUUACCAGAUGUUAAAAGAGAGGAAUGGUUGUCAUCUUUUACCCAAGAUUCUUAUGCAAGCAGUGGUGAAAUUGGAUACCAUCAUAGAGGCUCAAAUUUAGAAGAAUUACUUGAAAAACAAGCUGACUUAAUAAGAUAUUUACGAGACCAUAAUGUUCAAUUGAGUCAUAGAAUAAUGAUAUUAGCAUCUCGCCAAAGAGUUCGAGAAGUUUAGAUGAUUGAUAAUCAGCAUUGAAAUCAAAAUGAAAUAACUAGGAAUUUAAAACAUAGCUUGUAAGUAUGUAAAUUUAAGUGCACGCACAAUUGAAUAUACUCAUUUAAAUUAAUGGAUAUUGAAAAUAUUUUACAUUAUUUCUUUUUUAUCCAUUUGGUAUUUUGUUAUAUUUAUUCAUUAGAAGAAUGAUCGAAAUUUCGUGGUUUUUUUUUUUUUUCUUCUUCUUUUUCGUUACCUUUUGGCAAAGGUUUUAUCAACGAUUUCUUUAAAAUGUAUCUGUGUACUCGCUCAUUGGUAAUAUUUCAUGCAGAUA
Molecule: messenger RNA, 1329 nt
Organism: Vespa velutina
Lineage: Eukaryota; Metazoa; Arthropoda; Insecta; Hymenoptera; Vespidae
Product: transmembrane protein 192
Exons: 4
Coding region: 270-1016 (248 amino acids)
Cellular component (GO): late endosome; lysosomal membrane
Source: RefSeq, a predicted model, not a curated record